Messenger RNA from Diprion similis, 4486 nucleotides. It is a transcript of the gene Mekk1, whose product is annotated as mitogen-activated protein kinase kinase kinase 4. The coding region runs from base 54 to 4235 and encodes 1393 amino acids. Gene Ontology annotation, biological process: MAPK cascade; protein phosphorylation. The transcript is spliced from 18 exons. The record is from RefSeq and is a predicted model, not a curated record. Lineage: Eukaryota; Metazoa; Arthropoda; Insecta; Hymenoptera; Diprionidae. Gene Ontology annotation, molecular function: protein kinase activity; ATP binding.
CCUAUAGUAAGUACGUCACGCUAGUUUCUCAUCUACCUUCGGGUAUCCGGCUAAUGUCGCCUAACCUAACUGUACCGCUGCAGUUAAUUCACCUCUCGAAGUAUUUUUCAACGGGUAAACUGCGCGAGAUAUUCAAACUGCUGUACUUCACUUGUGUGCUUGUGUUUCACGGUACGCUUCGCAAGUGCGAUUGUCUCUUGAAAAGUACGCCAAGUUCAAACAAACAGCUGAACUCUGGUCUAACAGAGGCGCAAGUCGGCGGUAAAAAAAAGGACCUCAGCCCGGAUGCUACAUUUGAAAACACGCUUAACGACAUGACUGAUCUUUAUGGACAAACACCUCCCAGAACACGCUUCAACAGACGGCAAAAGGAAAAGAAGCAGAAAGAUAGUCAAUCAGAGCUCAAGUCUACUUCAAAGUCACCCCACAUCCCACAACAAAUAAGUAGACGUAACACAUUCGACACUAUGUUGUUUAAUGAAAUGUGUGAUAAAGCUGACAAAGAUAGGGAUAAAGAAACCGAGGGCGAAGUAGUCAAAGAGGGAAAUCGUAGAAACAAAAGAAAUUUGAAGCUGUUACGAGGUUCAGAAAGAGAUCUAAAAUUGGAUGUCUCAGCUGCUUUAAGUUACGGCGAAAAAGCAGAGAAACCACUAGUUAAAACACCUAUUAUUAGGAUUGAAACUAGGAACCGAUUUCGUAGUUUGCGUUCAAAACCAGUGGAUGUUGAGGGAACAAAGAGUGAAACUGAGACGCUUGAAUUAACUCUUAAAGAAAGAGAUGCAAUAUCUGCUAGGACUCCAAAAUCUCUGAGUUUGAAAGAAAGAGAAAUUUUUCACGAUACCUUCUCGUUUUUAAUCAAACUGGGCAGUAACGACAAAGAACGAAAUUGUAGACGUCAAAUGAGCCACGAGGAGACGUUGUGGCAAAAUGAAUUGAAAGACUUGAUAUGGCUUGAAUUGCAAGCUCAUCACGCAGACCGUAGUCCAACAGCACAAGAUGAAUACCUGUGCAGGCAGCGUGAAGCUGUCGGAUCAUUAUUGACUGAAAUUAUGAAAUACAGAUUUGAUCCGACUAGUCAUUCCGAUACUGGAUCAUCGUCCAUAAUUUCAGGUGACAGCAGAAUUAAAGAUGCUGUAAAUCCUGUUUUGACUGCAAAUUCUGACAUGAGUUUGUGCUCUGGUUGCUUGUCCAUGUAUUGUCGUGCCUGCACACGUGCUCAAGCCGAGGCGUUAAAGCAAGUAGAAAAUCUUUUGGGAAGAUUAGAAGCAGCUGAAGCUCUUUAUCCGUCAUCCCAUGCAUUGGCUGUUCAGUAUCCUAUGUACAAAAGUCAAGAAUUUAUGGGUAGAGUUAAGGCACUUUGCCUCUGGUACAAUAUGAUGAAGCAUCAAAGACUGAAAUUGUUGAUCCUAGGCAAACUUCUCACUCUUUUAAAUACAAAAAAGAGACAGGAAGAAUCUGUUGAUUCAGGCACAAGUUCGAGGUCAUCAGAUACAAUAGACUCUGUAGAUGCACGUCAAACUUUGGUUCGCUUUAAUUUAUCGCAAACGGAAGAGAGUACAAGUCCCAGCGACAGUAACAACAGCACGUCAUCUAUAGAAACGUCAUCACUUCAUCGUUUUUGGCCGUCCACCCCUGAAUCAGGAACUUUUACACAUACAGAUGACGACAAAAACCAUUUCGACUCCUAUCUAAUGGAAUUAGACCGACAUGCUUACAGAAAGUAUAUUGAAGAUGUAUUAAAAAUUCGAGGCCUUCGAAAAAGUCUCCAGUUCUUAGAACGUCUACAUACAUCAGUCUUGCGCAAAGUCAGAUUGACUUUGGAAAAAUAUGACGUCAAAGAUAUGGAUAGCAGUGCUACUGAAGAAUACGAAGGUGAUACAGAACUAAAACGAUAUGGAGCUUGGAGUCCCGAAUCAAAAGAGCUGAAUCUCCCAUCUUACAGGGCAGCAUUUGUAUUUCUUUCUCGUGUACCGCUGGAUGUGAUACAUGAAUUUCUGAGAAUGAGACUAGAACAGAAGCCUGAGCAACCUAGUGCCCUAUCCGUUCGGCAAUUGAUGCGAGAACUACGUGAAGGUUUAAAAAUCGCAUGCGUACAUCGACAGAGAUUCGAAGAGCACUCUCUGGCUGCUGUUGCUGCUGAUAAAAAUACUUGCAAAAUACUUUUUUAUGACGAAAUCCAAGAAUUCGACAAAAGUUUAAAGGCGGUAUUUGAACUGUACUUAAAUUACUUGCAACAAUGGGUUGAUAUGGUGCAGCACGAAAGUUUUCAAAAGAAUUUUAUUGAAGAAGAAUGGUCGUUCAUCACAUCUGUUGCUGGUAAUAUCUCUGAUGGGGUCAAUAUAGCCAGCGUGAAAUUUUGUGAAAUGGCAUGUACCAUGAUAGAACAAGCGAAAGAAUUCUUAAUCAGUCGGCCAACCGAAAUUUGGGAAGAAGCUACAGCAGAGGACGACGAAGACAAUUGGUCGAAAAACCAAAUCAUGACUGUAGCUAGAGAAGUGCAGGGGAUGUUUGUUAUUGCUAAGGACAGAGUGAUAAGAAAUAUUACAUUCAUCAAAUGCUUGAGGCGGGAUAUCCAAAAAUUUUCAAAUAGCCCUGAAACUGCAGAGUCGAUCGAUAAGUUGAAAAUCGCAGUGAUGGACCUGAGACACCAAAUAACAUCGACAAUUGAACAUUUCCAAAUGGAAGUAAAUGAAGCGGAAAAACCAAAAUUAGAAUCUGAACGUAUGGCUUUGAGAUCCAGAGUCAGGGAAGUCUUACAUCAAGCCUAUAAGAUGGGAUUUGAAUACCAUAAAGAACUUUGCAAGCUAUUCUUACCCGAGGAAAGAUCGGUGCUAGCUCGCGGCUUGGUUAGCUUUGCACUUUUAUGGAUGGACUUUGUUAGGUCUUGCUGCGACCGAGGUCGUGGCCUGAGACCGAGGUGGGCCAAUCAAGGAUUGGACUUUCUUAUGACAGUCUGCGAACCAUUAAACACAAAACAUUUGACGGACCAAGAAUUUGAGGAGCUGAAAACUCUAAUGGACCGCUGUAUCUCACACGUUAUUGGAACUGCUACUCCCACUUCGCCUUCUGAUGUCGAAAAUUUGAGGAAACUGCCGCGUUCAAGAACAGUUUCUCCAGCUCGUCCGAAAAGUAGAACACCAAACAGCAGCAGCACGCAAAAAUAUCGAGAGAAUCUAGAAUUUCCAGACUCGGCAAUAGUUUCACAAAAGAAUACUUCGUUGAGUUUGACAGAUGGAGUAUCAGAUGUAACAUUAAUAGUACCGGAACAGAAAUUAUUAGCCAGACAUCAGCGGGUUGCUCUUGCUGUAAAAAGAUUGGAACAAGAACUGGAAGAGGACUUGAUAAAGAAACAAGUUAUUGGUCACGUGACGGAGAGGCGGCCUGCUGAUAGAGUUCAUGUUAAAUCGAGAUGCGUUACCUUUACCUGGCAGCGUGGUAUAAAAAUUGGUCAGGGUCGAUUUGGCAAAGUUUACACUGUUGUAAAUAAUAUAACUGGUGAGCUUCUUGCCAUGAAAGAAAUACAGCUCCAACCAGGCGAUCGCAGGGCAAUUAGAAGGGUCGCCGAAGAAUUACAAAUAUUUGAAGGAAUCCAGCAUAAGCAUUUGGUCCGCUACCACGGUAUUGAAAUUCAUAGGGAGGAAAUGCUAAUUUUUAUGGAAUUUUGUGCCGAAGGCACGCUUGAAAGCUUGGUGGCUGGCAGUGGAAAUGGACUGCCUGAACCACUGGUCAGAAAAUAUACCCAUCAACUCUUAUUGGCUGUUUCGGUACUACAUGCGCAUGGUGUUGUGCAUAGAGAUAUCAAAACUGCAAACAUAUUUUUGACCGAUGAAGAGAAUUGCCUGAAACUAGGUGAUUUCGGAUCAGCAGUCAAAAUAAAGGCACACACGACAAUGCCCGGUGAACUACAGGGAUUUGUUGGAACUCAAGCUUAUAUGGCUCCAGAAGUGUUCAUGAAAACUGAAUCUGAAGGACAUGGACGAGCUGCUGAUAUCUGGUCGGUUGGCUGCUGUGUAGUAGAAAUGUCCAGUGGGAAAAGGCCUUGGGCAGAAUAUGACUCAAAUUACCAAAUUAUGUUCAAAGUUGGGAUGGGCGAAAGUCCAACACCGCCUAAACAUCUGUCAGUGGAAGGUCAUGAGUUUAUCGCUAAAUGCUUACAGCAUGACUCAAAGCAGCGGCCAACCGCAGCUGAAUUGCUCACAGAUACGUUUGCUCGUUUAAGCGACGACGAUAGGUGAAUACAGAAAGAAUCCACUGACUAAAGUGUUUGCCACGAUAGGCUUCGUUAGUGUUUCUAUUAUUUUACCAGUGCUAAGUAUUUUGAAUCACUUCAUUAGAACUCACUAUCAGUCAUCUUAUUGACGAUCCAUCAAAUGAUCUAUUAGCGAGGAAGGGUUCUACUUAGCAUACAAUCUUGUACUUAUGAUGUAUCUUUAUGUUCGUAUGUGUUACAUAUACACUACUGAUUAUAUAUUUUUUAACUGUCCAA